AUGAGUUGCAACGACUGUCCACCGCUACACAUCGAGCUAUUGAACCCCACACAACCUGCCCCAUCACCUGGUGAACUGGAGACGUUUCCACGCAUAACCCUCAGCCAAGAGGGCAUCGUCAACAUGCGGAAACUUCACAAACAGCUUCCUGGCGGCGACAACUGUGUCGAGCGUCGAAUUCGCGCAAAACGAAACCGCGCCCGACUCUCGCGCUUCCGCACCCAACCAAUCACCUUUGCGGAAAUCGCAGAAGUAGACGAGGACCGUGAAGAAGCGGCGGCGUCGUCCUCUAAGGAGCCACCAAGAUGA
Molecule: messenger RNA, 309 nt
Organism: Mesocestoides corti
Lineage: Eukaryota; Metazoa; Platyhelminthes; Cestoda; Cyclophyllidea; Mesocestoididae
Source: the annotation of a GenBank genome assembly